This is a messenger RNA of Papaver somniferum (opium poppy), 1634 nucleotides long. RefSeq lists its product as uncharacterized. The transcript is spliced from 3 exons. The record is from RefSeq and is a predicted model, not a curated record. The coding region runs from base 846 to 1376 and encodes 176 amino acids. Lineage: Eukaryota; Viridiplantae; Streptophyta; Magnoliopsida; Ranunculales; Papaveraceae.
AAAUAAAUGCAGGAUUUUUUAUUGUAAUAAAAGCUGCUGCUGCUGCUGCUUCGACGAAGUGAGAGAUGAAAACGUAACCAUGAGCCCAACUUGCACAAACAAAGAUCAAUUUUGGAGAUUUCUUAUCGAUCAAUGGAUGGGAAUUGUGGGGGAAAUCCUCCUCUUAAUUCUCUAAUCGAAGAUUUGUUAAUUGAAAUUCUGUUAUGGCUACCAGUAGUAUCUCUUUUACGAUUCAAGGCUGUCUGCAAAUACUGGCGCUCAAUCAUCGAAAGCUCAGAUUUCAUCCAUCGGCAUGCCACUUUCCAAAACUCCACAAGUAAGUUGGGUAAUUUCAUCUUUCAAUACCGCCCUAAAAAUGUUAUUCAUGCGCACUUCAGACCACAUUUUUUUGUGCUAUCGUCGUCUCGUGGUAGUGGUCACAGUGAAGAAGAUUAUGGCCAAUGGAGUUACAAAAACUUAGGUAUAUCACCACAUUUAAGUGAUGCGGAGGAGUAUGAUAUGUAUGAUAGCUAUCCUCCUCAAGCAAAUAUGGUGGCUUGUUGUCAUGGUAUCAUUUGCAUACAUGAUCCUCAUCUUAGAGAAAUUUUCCUUUGGAACCCUGCAACUAAGAAAUUCAGAUGUCUCCCUAAAUCAUUACCUCUUCUAGAAGAAUUUGGUGUUUUAUUGACAGAAUUUGUUUUGUUUGGUUUCGAUUGCGACACGAAUGAUUACAAGGUGGUGCAAAUAACUUUUUUCGAAGUUGACAGUGUACUCUUUCCCACUCCCAAGAACAAGGUUUAAAUAUAUGCCCUAAGCUCAGAUUCUUGGAGGUGGUGUAUGGAUCCCAAUUUGUAUGCUCAUUCUUAAUGCUCAUUCUUAAGGCAAUUAUGAAAAUCAAGUCCUAUAGGGAAGUUGAGGCAGUGCUUCUCUCUUUCAAUUUCAGCACAGAAAGUUUCAGGAUGAUAACUGGUCCGGCCGAAAACUCUGAUUUAGAUGUCAUAGGAGGUGAUCAGGGAAAGAUUGUUUACAUUACAUGUUUUACAUGUUUUACUGCGGAGUAUGCUAGUGAAGCAUAUCAAGUGUAUGCUUUGAAUGAUUAUGAUUAUAGUUGUAGUGCUACAAAUUACGAGUACUCAUGGAGUAAAUCACAUGCGUUCACUAUAAAUCGUCCUUUUGGCGUCUAUUGUCCCAGGGCAAUUACGAAAUAUGGAGUGUUUGGUUUUCUAUGUGGUUAUGGCGGUGGUCUGGUGUUUGUCAACUUACUUACAGAAGAAAUGAAGGAUAGUGAAAUUGUUGAUGCAUCUUUAGAGGGUCUAGGUGAUGUGUUCAGAGGCGAUGUUUACAAGGAGAGCUUAGUCUCAAUCGAUAGUCCACUUCCCAGCAACAACAACAGUUAAUAGAAAUGAAAUCGGUUUUCAGACCAUUCACAACUCCGGCAUGCAUAUAUGGCGUGGUUUGGCUUGCUGCUGCAGUCUAGUUGCUUAAUAGUGUUUCUUUUCUAUUUUUCCAAGUGAAUAAUUUCCAUAAUUCCAUCCAUCUAUGUCUGCAACAUAGAUUUUCAAAUGUUAUAGGAUUUGUGGGUCGUUCUUAAGAAUUGGUACCUCUAAACAACAGUUUGUUGAUUCGUUUUAUUUGAUUACAGUCAUUUAUUUGUC